Molecule: messenger RNA, 600 nt
Organism: Fusarium keratoplasticum
Lineage: Eukaryota; Fungi; Ascomycota; Sordariomycetes; Hypocreales; Nectriaceae
Exons: 2
Coding region: 1-600 (199 amino acids)
Source: RefSeq, a predicted model, not a curated record
AUGUCGCGCCGUGCGCCCAAGGGCGAGUACAUUGAGACGGACACCGGCAACAAGGUGGCCCGCAGGGCUGUCCUCGUCGGAACUCAAAACAUCAUGCUCGGCGGCAAGACCGUCAUCCAGCCCGAAGUCAUGAUCCGCGGCGACCUCUCCCGAACAGCCCCCUCGUCCUCCUCGUCCUCUUCGUCCGGCGCCCCGGCCAGCAACACCGCCGUCGCCAUCGGCCGCUACUGCUUCCUCGCCCGGGGCGCCCUGCUGCGUCCCCCCGGCCGCAUGUACAAGGGCAGCUUCACCUACAUGCCGCUGCGCAUGGGAGACCACGUCUUUGUCGGCCAGGGCACCGUCGUCCAGGCCGCCACCGUCGGGAACCACGUACAGAUCGGCAAGGCCUGCACCAUUGGCGAGUUUGCCAUUGUCAAGGACUAUGUCAAGAUCCUCGACGGCACCGUGGUCCCUCCGAAUAUGGUCAUCCCUAGUUUUUCGGUUGUUGCUGGACAGCCUGCGAGGGUUGUUGGAGAGAUUCCCGAGGGAGGACACGACGAGUUUGAGCUUCGGGACCUGUACAAGACUGUGGGCAACAAUCCGCAGCCCCCUGCCUCGUGA